AUGCUAUCUGGUCUGGCUGGUUCGUUGAUGGGUGGUAUGGCUUCCGGUGUGGGAAUGUCCGUCGCCAACCGUGCUGUUGACGCCAUCUUUGGCCCUAGACAAACUGAGGUUGUUCACAAGCACGAAGGCGCACCCGCAGCAGCUCCGAGCGAUCCAUGUACGGGUCAGCAGGACAGUCUUAACCAGUGCCUGUCGAGUAAGGAGUCAUUCGAGUGUCAAUCUCUCGUUGAUCAGCUGAAGCAGUGCAAGGCGCAGGCAGUUUGA
Perkinsus marinus ATCC 50983 is the source of this 264-nucleotide messenger RNA. RefSeq lists its product as hypothetical. Gene Ontology annotation, biological process: mitochondrion organization. The transcript is spliced from 3 exons. The record is from RefSeq and is a predicted model, not a curated record. The coding region runs from base 1 to 264 and encodes 87 amino acids. Lineage: Eukaryota; Perkinsozoa; Perkinsida; Perkinsidae. Gene Ontology annotation, cellular component: mitochondrion; nucleus.